AUGAUUGUGAGGAACCUCACUACAGACCAACAUGCUCUUUUCGAAUUUCAGCACCGAAUCAUUGAUCCUCACAACAUCUUAGCCAAUAAUUGGACCACCACUACCUCUGUUUGCAAUUGGGUUGGUGUCUCUUGCGCUUCUAAGCAUAGGAGAGUCAGCGCUUUGAAUCUUCCCAACAUGGAUCUUGCAGGAAGUGUCCCUCCACAAUUGGGAAAUCUCUCAUUCUUGGUAUCUCUUGAUUUGAGUCACAACAAUUUCCAUGGCCACUUACCGAGGGAGUUGGAGCAAUUGAGUCGUCUGAAACUGAUCAAAUUAAGCUUCAACUUUCUUAGUGGAGAAAUCCCCUCAUGGUUUGGGAAAUUAAAAAAAGUUUUAUACUUGAGUCUCCUGAGCAACAAUUUGACAGGUACAAUCCCUCAAUCACUAGCUAAAAUGUCCAACUUGGAAAUCUUGGACUUGAGGUACAAUCUUGUUCAAGGGCACAUUUCACCCGAGAUAAGUGAUCUUAGGAAUCUAAGGAUACUUCGUCUGGCAGCUAAUCAACUUUCUGGCUCCAUACCUUCGGUCAUUUAUAACAUGUCCUCCCUAAAUAUGAUUUCUCUUGCAUCCAACAAUCUAUCUGGUAGUUUACCUGAAGAUAUAUGUCGUCAUCUUCCCAAUCUUGAGGUACUUUACGUGGCCUCAAAUGAGUUUUUUGGUCAAAUUCCAUCAAGCAUAGAUGAAUGCAGGAGUCUUCAAAAUUUAUCAUUAAGCUUCAAUAGAUUCAGUGGCAGCAUUCCAGGGAGUAUUGGAAAUUUAACAAGGCUCAAAAUGCUAUACUUGAGUCGAAAUAAUUUGGAAGGUGAAAUUCCAUGGGAGAUUGGGAAUCUUAUUUCAUUGGAGAAAUUAGGUGCAUCAUCUUAUGCGGUUAAGUGGGUUGAUUCCACAUUCCAUCUUCAACAUUUCUUCUUUGAAAGAAAUUAG
Molecule: messenger RNA, 963 nt
Organism: Durio zibethinus
Lineage: Eukaryota; Viridiplantae; Streptophyta; Magnoliopsida; Malvales; Malvaceae
Source: RefSeq, a predicted model, not a curated record